Messenger RNA from Knipowitschia caucasica, 363 nucleotides. NCBI's taxonomy places the organism in Eukaryota, Metazoa, Chordata, Actinopteri, Gobiiformes, Gobiidae. The record is from the annotation of a GenBank genome assembly.
AUGCCACCUGUCAAUCACGGCUCCGGUGCGGAUUGGUCAUUACUGGGCCGUGAUGGAGAGGCCUUUGACCGACGGACGGGGGUCAAACUGAGGGAAAAUGCCCCGAGCGGAAGGUGUGCGGGUCGUUCCGGACACUUCCGCUCUCACCCUGACAUCCACUUAGCGCCUCACCACGUGCACUACACCACGUGCACUACACCACGUGCACUACACCACGUGCACUACACCACGUGCACUACACCACGUGCAUGGCCCCAAAUCCUGCGCUCCCUCUGGGCUUCAGGAGACACGUCACGCAAGACCUCACCUCCAGACCUCCAGCGUUUGGACACCUGCCAGAGAAGAGACAGCAGCGAUAAAUAA